UUAUAAUCCUGGCUCUCAUUCUCCAGACCAAGACCCAAACAAAGCAUAAAAGAAUAAAGAAGUCCACACUUUGGCUUCCCCUUGCAUCCAUUUCUAACCAACAGAAAGAACGCAAGAGGCAACCAAAAACACAAAUCCUUGAUUUCCACAAAUUAAAGAAAACCUGAGAUGGGAAUAGUUGAAGAAGCACACAACGUCAAGGUUUUAGGGAUAGGGGAUCGAACCAUAGUCCUAGCUCAUGGGUUUGGGACAGACCAAUCUGUGUGGAAACAUCUGGUUCCUCAUCUAGUUGGCGAUUACAAGGUUGUCUUGUUUGACAACAUGGGUGCUGGAACUACCAACCCAGACUACUUUGACUUUGAAAGGUAUUCAACUUUAGAAGGCUAUGUCUAUGAUGUGAUCGCUAUUUUGGAAGAACUCCAAAUUACUAGUUGCAUUUAUGUUGGACACUCUGUUUCUGCUAUGGUUGGUGUCAUCGCUUCUGUUGCUCGUCCCGAUCUCUUCACCAAACUUGUCACCGUCUCUGGUUCUCCCAGGUAUUUGAAUGACGUGGACUAUUACGGAGGAUUCGAGCAAGAAGAUCUGGAUCAACUGUUUGAAACAAUGAGAUCAAAUUACAAGGCAUGGUGUUCUGGUUUUGCACUUUUAGCUGUAGGAGGUGACAUGGAUUCAGUGGCAGUACAGGAACUCAGCAGGACAUUAUUCAACAUGAGACCAGACAUUGCAUUAAGCGUGUUACAAAUCAUAUUCCUAAGUGAUUUAAGGCAUUUGUUGCCUCAUGUGACUGUUCCCUGUCAUAUAAUUCAAAGCAUGAAGGAUUUGGUUGUACCAGUGGUGGUUUCUGAAUACCUUCACCAGAACCUCGGCGGCGGAUCUAUCGUG
Molecule: messenger RNA, 882 nt
Organism: Nicotiana tabacum (common tobacco)
Lineage: Eukaryota; Viridiplantae; Streptophyta; Magnoliopsida; Solanales; Solanaceae
Product: karrikin insensitive 2 receptor CA-like
Source: RefSeq, a predicted model, not a curated record